Molecule: messenger RNA, 1344 nt
Organism: Talaromyces atroroseus
Lineage: Eukaryota; Fungi; Ascomycota; Eurotiomycetes; Eurotiales; Trichocomaceae
Exons: 7
Coding region: 1-1344 (447 amino acids)
Source: RefSeq, a predicted model, not a curated record
AUGGCACUGGCCGUCCGGUCUGCUUGGCUUCUGGGCCACAUCGCCUUAGUAUCAGCCCUGACAUUCCCUAUUCCAGGGAAGCCGCCCUCAAACGCAAGUAGUCAGCUGCCUGCAUCUCCAAUAGGUGUCUCCUUUGAGUUUUUCGCUUAUCCGGCUUAUCUGGAAGACGUCGAUGCAACUGAAACAUGCCUCGAAAAUCUGGAGCAGCUGACUGUUUCUAACUCAGGCGACGCACCAACUUCCCUUACUUUUGGUCCCCCAUUGCUCUCAUUAGCGGCCGAGUACGGGGGCAGUGUGAUUCUAGGCCUCAAUCGUCGCCUAGAUAACAUAUCCAACACGAUCGCUGCAGCCACCCUUGCGAAGAGCCGAAUAACUAAUCUUUACUCAAUUGAGCUUGGAAACGAACCAAACUUCUAUACGAGCAGCGAUCCUAUUGCUGAUGACAAGGAUUGGACUGCUGCUGCUGAUUAUGCAUCCCAGUUGGCUUGGCAGGACGCCGUAUGCGGGAAUCUAUCUACAUCAGAUGUCAUCUCGGCUGGUGUUUACUUUGGGACUUCUCCAAUGAGCCUUGUUGGGCUGACAGCAGUGGAGAGCGACGCCAAUGACUACGUCAAAGAUUAUUGUUCACACAACUACCCCCAGUCGGCAGGUACAGCCAACCUAUCAUCCCUCAUGAGCCACAGUGAGAUUGCUUCACAAAUACAGCCUUAUGCCGCAGAAAUAUCGGCAGCAGCUAAUGAGGGCAAGGCACAUAUUUUUGGAGAGACAAAUUCGGCUACGGGUGGAGGAGGUGGCAUUAGUCCCACCUUUGGUGCGGCCCUUUGGCUUGUGGACUAUGUGAUGCAAUCCUUGAUAUUAGGAACUGAGGCUCUUUACUUCCACCAAGGUACUAUCGGCAAUUGCCAAUACUGCUUUUGGGGCAAAUAUGAUAUGGGCGCUCCUUACUAUGGCGCCUAUUUCGCAGCAAUGGCGCUUGCUGGCGCUGAUUAUAUUGCGCCCUUGGAUGACCAGACUACCGCCUAUGCUGCGUAUGCGAUCUAUAAAUCUGAUGCUCCUGUGAAGGUGCUCCUGUAUAAUUCCGAUUACUAUUCCAGCGGAGCGCGUCCUACGCAGACCUUCACUUUGACUGGUAUAUCUGCUUCUACGGUGACCACUAAGCUUCUUACCGCUCCCCAUGCCACUUCUCGCGUAGACUAUGGCGAUAAUCCGACAGUUGCAGGUCAAACUUUUACCAAUGGAACUUGCACAAUUCAGGGCACUCUUGAGGAGCAAACUACUACUGUAUCUGGAGGAGAAGUUAGUUUCACUGUCGGGGCGUCUGAAGCUUUACUGGUGUAUCUAUAA